Messenger RNA from Musca vetustissima, 738 nucleotides. Its product is annotated as seminase-like. NCBI's taxonomy places the organism in Eukaryota, Metazoa, Arthropoda, Insecta, Diptera, Muscidae. The transcript has a single exon. Gene Ontology annotation, biological process: proteolysis. Gene Ontology annotation, molecular function: serine-type endopeptidase activity. Bases 1 to 738 code for a protein of 245 amino acids. The record is from RefSeq and is a predicted model, not a curated record.
AUGUUGCGAUUAUUUAUGCUAUACUGCUUAGCAGUCUCCGUGGUGGCUCAAGAUUCGCGUAUUAUCAAUGGAGAUGUAAUAAACAUUGCCUACGCUCCUUACACCAUGCAAUUGAGGACCUUGCGGGAUAUAACUGUGUGUGGCGGUACCUUGAUAGCUAAACGUUAUGUCGUAACGGCAGCUCACUGCAUGGACAAGAUGAAACCUGAAGAAUUUAUUGUCGUUGGUGGUGCCAGCACCGUCGAUGAACCUGGAGUACGUCGUAAAGUAGUCAAAGGUUUUAUACAUCCUGGCUAUCGGAUGUUGAACAAAGAUCGUGAUAUAGCUGUUCUCAAAUUAGACGAAGAAAUGGUGGGCAAAAAUAUUCGACCUAUCGAGUUGUGUUCCGGAGCGUUAAAGGCCGGUGAUAUUAUUCAAGUUUCUGGUUGGGGUCGUACACAGGAGAAAGGAUAUUCUUCUGAUGAAUUGCGGACGAUUUUUAUGCCCAUUUUGGAUAAGCAGGAAUGUUUGAAAAUGUAUAAAAAAGUUUCGGUAAAAAUCUCGGAUUCUGUUGUCUGUGCCUAUGAUGGAGGUAAAAGGGAUUCUUGUCGUGGUGACUCAGGUGGUCCGGGAGUUUAUGGUGGUGAAUUGUGUGCCGUGGUGUCGUGGGGUAUGGGUUGUGGCCGUGCUGAAUAUCCUGGUCUUUAUACCAGUAUUGAUGUUGUACGCGACUUUAUUGAAGAUUGUAUGAGAGAGUAG